ACAUUACAUCUUAAUCCAUAAUUAGAUAUUGAUCAGACAUAAUAUUUAGAUUUAAUGAAGUCUAAGUUAUUGAGUAAUCGAGGAUUAGAUCUGUGUAAUCCAUCCGGCCCAAAUCAUCCUUAAAUCUUGACCAUCUUGUGUUUUUGCCAUCCUAUGCAACCAAAAAGUGCAGGGAAUGUAAACCCCACAAUGUUGAAAUUCUUAUUUGUCCAUUGAUAGCCCUCAGUUACCUUUUUAUCCUAUUUAUAUAUAAUAAUCUUCUUCCUACAACCACCAUGAAUAGUCCACGCUUCAGAAAUCUUUUAAGCCAAUACAGAAUGGUAGGUUGCAUCUCCACUUUUGUAUUUUCACUAAUCAUAGCACAUUAGCUUCUUUAUACAGAAAGAAAAAGAUGCAGUUUCUUGAAGAGCUGGCUCAUUUUAUACACUACUUUUUCUCUCCUCUCUAAUGCUCUAAUAGCCACUUAAAUUAAUUGUAGUCAAAUGAGUCUUCCUUUAUGUUUAUAAAGAAAGAUAUGGGAUGUUUUGAUCAGAGGAAGAAAAAGGAAAGAAGGUUGGUAGUUGGAGCAGGCUUUUUAUGCGUUUAGGUUCUUUUCCAUUGCCUUGGGUAUUGAAGAUGCAAAUUUCUCAUUUGCUAGGUUCAUUCACUAUUUCUGCAUUAUACAAUGUUUUUCUUUUACCCCUUGUUUCUUGCUCAUCUCAUGGGGAGGUUACUGCAUCCAGCAAUCACAAGGGCAUUAAAGAACACAAGCAGAGUACUCAAAUGACAUCUUAUAUGGCUGUUCAUGGCCUUCUCCUCUGGGUUUCAAUUGGGUUCUUAAUGCCUGUUGGGAUACUUACAAUUAGAAUGGCCAACAAAGAGGAAAGUGGGAGGAGGGUAAAGGUUUUAUUCUAUCUCCAUGCAAUAUUGCAGAUGCUUGCAGUGCUGCUUGCAACAAUUGGAGCUGUUAUGUCCAUAAAGAAUUUUGAGAAUUCAUUCAAUAACAGCCACCAAAGAUUAGGUCUAGCCCUUUAUGGUGCCAUUUGGAUGCAAGUCUUGAUUGGAUUUUGCAGGCCUCCUAGAGGAAAUAAAAGAAGAAGCACAUGGUACUUAACACAUUGGAUUCUUGGAACAGUAAUAUCUCUGAUGGGGAUCAUUAACAUCUACACUGGUUUAAAAGCCUACCAUAAGAAAACAUCAAGAAGUACUGGUAUUUGGACUAUACUUUUCACUGCUGAGGUCUCUUUCAUUGCUUUCUUUUACCUCUUCCAAGACAAAUGGGAGUACAUACAAAAGCAAGGGCUUAUAUUAGGCAAUUCCCAGCAGCCAACCCCACCUUCUGAUCAAGAGAAUGUGCUCACUCAAAGGGAUAACGAAAAGAUCUUGUUGCCUGAACCAUGUGGCAAGCGUAAUGCACUUGGGAAUUUGUUUGACUAACUUCGGAUUCUUUUCAUAUGUUUUUAGUUUCUUCUUUUUUACAAAUUGAUCUAAGUAGUCAAAAAAUUUCAUACCCUACUUUUUGAUGCCUUUCAUGCUGAUAGAAAGCACAUCCCCAUUGAAGAAUAAUUCAGAUGGAGUAUGUUUAUAUGGAUCAAAAAGUGGAGUAUGAAUAACUUAUCAUUUGUCUAUAAUAGAUAUUUAUUUUGUUGUGAUGAAUAUUUGGAUUUUUAGGUACUUGAGAUGCAGGUGUUUAUAGCGUGAUUAUGUUUGAGAAAUGUAAUAAAAAUUUGUAAACUUCUCAUGUAUCUGGAUGCUGAAUGAAUGAAUGAUGAGGUAAUGAUAUUCUACU
Molecule: messenger RNA, 1768 nt
Organism: Durio zibethinus
Lineage: Eukaryota; Viridiplantae; Streptophyta; Magnoliopsida; Malvales; Malvaceae
Product: cytochrome b561 domain-containing protein At4g18260-like
Molecular function (GO): transmembrane monodehydroascorbate reductase activity; heme binding
Source: RefSeq, a predicted model, not a curated record